GGGAAAAACCCUCUUCAGCUUGGCCAACCCACGCCAGCAGCGCACUAUCAGUUCCUUCAGCAACAGCAACUGCAACUGCAUAGGCUACAGCUUCCACAGCAGCACCAAAUGAAGCAGCAAGCUGAGAUGAUGUUUGGAAAAAGCACUAGUGGGAUUAGCUUGAAUUUCGAUAGUUCUAGCUGCACUCCUACAAUGUCAUCUACCAGAUCUUUUUUAUCGUCCUUGAGUAUCGAUGGUAAUGUGGCUAAUUUGGAAGGAAGUGCAUUCCAUUUAACGGGGGCAGCUCGCUCCUCAGAUCAGAGUUCACAGCAACACAAGAGGAAAUGUUCUGGAAGGGGAGAAGAUGGAAGUAUUAAAUGUGGAAGCAGCGUUAGAUGUCAUUGCUCAAAGAAGAGGAAACAUAGGGUGAAGAGGUCGAUCAAGGUUCCUGCUAUUAGCAACAAGCUUGCUGAUAUCCCACCUGAUGAUUACUCAUGGAGAAAGUAUGGGCAAAAGCCAAUCAAGGGUUCUCCUCAUCCUAGGGGAUAUUACAAAUGUAGCAGCAUGAGAGGUUGUCCUGCAAGGAAGCAUGUGGAGAGGUGCUUGGAAGAUCCGUCCAUGCUUAUUGUUACCUAUGAGGGUGAACAUAACCACCCAAGGAUUCCAGCACAAUCCACAAACACGUAACCACCCAAAGGUUCUCACUGUUCAAUGAAGGCUUAUUUAUGAAUGGCUCCUGUAUAUAUUUAGCAUGGUUCAACCCUGAGAUAUAGUUGGAGCAGGUGUUUUUGUUUCUUUCUUUCUUUGUUUUUUUUUUGGGGGGGUGGGGCCUGCUUUGGGGAGUUAGCUUUCCAAUGCUUUGUUAGCAGCCUGACAGAGGCAAGCUUCAAUCCUGGCACUGAUCCUCAGACAAAUGUAGAAUUGGGGUUUCAAAUUGUAAGAACUCUUUGAUUUGCAACCAGCGGCUCUAAACAGUUCAAAAGAAGUGUUUCUUCCCGGGUUGUUGAAAUGGGCUCAAUUGGUGUAAUUUUCUUUCCGAUUUGACUUCAGUUCCUGAUGGCAUUGCAUUUGAAUGAUUA
Messenger RNA from Populus euphratica (Euphrates poplar), 1058 nucleotides. RefSeq names its product probable WRKY transcription factor 21. The record is from RefSeq and is a predicted model, not a curated record. The transcript has 3 exons. Gene Ontology annotation, biological process: regulation of DNA-templated transcription. Gene Ontology annotation, molecular function: sequence-specific DNA binding; DNA-binding transcription factor activity. Lineage: Eukaryota; Viridiplantae; Streptophyta; Magnoliopsida; Malpighiales; Salicaceae. The annotation marks the transcript as partial.